Molecule: messenger RNA, 6576 nt
Organism: Thrips palmi
Lineage: Eukaryota; Metazoa; Arthropoda; Insecta; Thysanoptera; Thripidae
Product: probable helicase senataxin
Exons: 20
Coding region: 492-5852 (1786 amino acids)
Biological process (GO): termination of RNA polymerase II transcription
Cellular component (GO): nuclear body
Molecular function (GO): transcription termination site sequence-specific DNA binding; protein binding; helicase activity
Source: RefSeq, a predicted model, not a curated record
AAAAUGAGAAGGGAUGGUGAUUUCAAAUCUUGGGAGUAUUAUUUCUCAGGUGUGCGUGGUUCUUCCUGGUUCUUCCCUCCGGAAACUGCUCAUCUUGUUUUAGCGGGUUUUUUGAAAGUUCCCGGGGCCUGCAUGAGAUUGAUCAGAGAUUCUGCGUCUUAACGGAUUCGCUCUGCUCUCUUUGCAUUAAUCAGCCUUCUCAGCUUGAAUUUUCUUAUUCCAAACAAUGCACUUAAUUGUGACGUCAUUUGCUGCGUCGGUUUUGUCAAUUUCAAUCCCAAUGUAGACGUCCCCCACGCUAGAUGUCUCCUAACCGAAUAUGAAUAUGCAUGUGAUGUGAUAUGUGAAACAAGAUAGAAACGAGGCGAAAGCCAGCGAAAGCUUAUUUGUUUGAAUUUGAAUGCGGCGUGAUUGUUUCACUCAACAAAUUUUGUUUGCGGGUUGUCUCAUCGUAAGGCUGCAUUCAUGAAUUUAGUCAGUCAAGGUUAGCCAUGGGCUGGUUUCUAUGGAGGAAACCGAACCCAGGAUUCACCGGGGUUCAGGAAAUUCCUCUCCUGUCAGAUGUGGUAUUUGUUGGCCGGGGAAAGGAUUGUACAGUUCACUGCUUAAGUUUGUAUGUAUCAAGACGUCAUCUCAAGUUGAUUCCCAAAGAUGACGGGUCCAUUUCAUUGCAGGAUCUUGGAUCAUCAAAUGGUACUUUUGUCAACCAAAUGAAAAUCCCACCAAAUGCAGAAUUUUCUCUUAGAUUAGGAGAUGAAAUUGGAAUAGGAAAUUUUAAUAAUGAUAAUCAGGACUGCUUUGUAUACGAAGUUCGUAACAUUGAGUUAUCAAGACUCAAGGUUGAUUCAUCAGCUAACGAAGACAAACAACCCAUUGACAUCAAUCAAAACCCUCAGCACCAAUUAGAGAGGGGCUUAAAGCGAUGUGCUGAUGAGCCUGAAAUUGUUGUCUUGGAUGAUGAUGACGAUGAUGCAAAUGGUCUCAAUUCGAAUGGUGUGGAAUCAUUUUCCAACUCGCUGAAGAGACAAAAAAUUGAUGAAACUGCUCAUUCAACUAUUCAUCAAUCUUCAACUGCUCAAUCCAAGGAAACAGAAAAAUCAACAUGCUGCCCAAUAAUUCAAGAAGACUCAAAAGUUGCAGCAUGUAAAGAUCUGUCAAAUUUUGCUUUGACUGCCAAUGCAGCUCUUGGUGUGGAACAUGUGUCAAGUUCUUGUGAUGUACCAGAGGUUUCUAGACAGGUCCUUACUAAUGCAAAAGCAACACACACAAAGCAGGAGCUUUCAUCAAAUAUUAAUACUAGUGAUCCAAAAUGUGACGAAGUAUUCCCGCAGCCUUCUGGCCGGACAAUAAUGAACAUAAAACCUGAGAUUAGUUUUCAGAAACCUGCAAAUCCACGUGUUUCUGCCAUUUUAGAAGGAAGCUGUGAUUCAUCAACCGCAACUUUAAGAUUGUCAUCGCCUGCAAUUGAUGUGAAAAGUAAUUUGCCAGUUUUUAGCUCAACUCCACUUCACAAUAAACAUGUCAAACUGGAAGAUAUGUCUGGAUUGACUCCUCGUGAAAUUAAGACUGAUGAAGAUACACCUUCAAUAUCUCAAACUGGUGCUGAUUUCUCACCAAUUGUUAAGGACAAGGUUAAGGAUUCCUCAAGGCUAAGUCAGAACUCAUCUGCAAACUAUACCAUAGAUGAAGAAUUGAUUCCUAUUGAUUUAUGUGAUGAUGAAGAUGAUGAUGAGAUUUUCCCUUGCUCUCAGAUGUUUACGGAGGAGGAGGAAGUGAAGCCUUGCCUUGAGACUUUAGAUAAAGAGAUGGGAGUUGUAGAUCUUUCCUUGGAUGAAGAACCACAGAAUAAUAUAUUAGAGAGGGAUGAUGAUGUAGUACUGAUUUCAGAAGAUGAAGAUGAGGAAGAGAUUCAGGAAGCUAAUAAGUGGUUCAAUAGAUUGUCUCAGUCAUUUAUAAAGGUUGAGGCAGAGGACGAGGUUUCCAACGCUGUCCUUCCGACGGAACAACAAGAUGAUGAUAUCUGGGAAGAUUGGCCGAAAGAGUUAGAAAACAAUGAUCAAGACGUGGCAGAGGCAGAACCUAGUGGAGAUCUUGAACAUGAUCAGGGUAAGGCUGAACCUAUUGUAGUUCUCAAGCAAUUGGACUCAGACAUGUUGAACAAAAUGGAGGAGGAUCAAUUGAAAAUAAAUCAUGUGGAAGAAGACAAGGAUAAUGUUAAAUUGGAAAAGAACACUUAUAAGAAAGAGAGUAAGGACAAAUCCAAAGCUAAGGAUGCUGAUUCUCACCGUGGUAGGACUGAAAAGAAGAAAAAGCAUAGGAGCAAAGAAGAAAGGCACAGUAAGAAGCAUUCUAGCCGACAUAGGAAGCAUGAUGUGGAUAAGAAAGAAUCUCGAAGCAGAGAUAAAAUUGUUGAGAGAUUAAAAGAAACGUUUGGUGGCAGUAGUUCAGAAGAUGAAGACAAAGCUGCAACUAAGUCUUCCAGUAAAACACAAUCUGACAUCAAUUUUGAUGCACUUUUAAACAAGUCGAAUGAUAAACUAGAUCUGUCAGGGGAAAGUAAGCAGCUUCAAAUUAAUCUGAAUAGGUUGGAAGAGAACCCUCAGCUGUGUGAGCGUUAUGGCCUGUCGUCAUUGUCACCAAGCACAGCUCAACAACCUCCUGCUCCAGUUCCAAAAAAAGCUCCCAGGAAAAUAGAGAUUGUUGAUGCUCUUCCAAACCCUCCUCGCAAAGCAAGCAACCGAGGAAUUAGUAUGGAAACAUCUCGAAAAAUGUAUGACACUGUCAGGCAAAGGAGUGUAGAUGAGCCCAAACGUCCUAAGUCAAAAGAAGACACCAAAGCUCUUCGGAAGGAGAAGCUUGCCAAGGUUGCCGCACACAGUGGUUUGAAAGACUCAAGAAGUGCAGAGCAUAAGCGAUCAGCCCCUGCAAAGGCUAAAGUUACAAUGGCUAAUCGAGGUUCAUUCCUUACAGAAACUGACGAAUCCUCUCCCAUAGUUAAACCUAAAAGCCGAAAAGAGAUUUUGGAAAGUAUUAAGAUACCGAAGCUGAAAGAUAAGGCUGUUGUUAACCUUUCUACCAAGUCACCCUUGCAGGCAUUAAAUUUGUCAUAUGAAAAGAAAGAACUACCACAGACUUCAGUGCAGUCAAAUGCAGAAGCCGCUCCUGUAGAAAUUCCAACAGGACCUCAGCCAAAAAAACGAGUUGCUCAGAAACCUCCUCCUGGAUUUUAUGAGGAUACAAGACAACUACAUCCAUCAUCUCAUGGUGAAGGGCAGAAAUCAUUACCAGUUCCUGCUGAACAUUCACUGUCAAUGAAGUCCUGUCUGUCUGGCUCUUCCAAGCAUAAUAUCACAAUGAAUGACUCCAAGCCCAUUGCCCAGAAAAAGAAGAGAGUUCAGUUCAAAGAAAACCUUGAGGAAAUUCGUUAUAUUGAUAAAUUACCUAAUACAAGGAAAGUAAACUCCAGUAGAGAUGCUGAUAGGCCUACACCCAUGAGUCAUAUCGUUGCCCCCAAACUACCAAAGGGACCUGCUAUUCCUAAUGAUGAGUCAAUUCUUCAAGAUAUUAUUUAUGAUAUCUCUAAGUGGAACCCUCUUUGGUUAAAGGAAGAGAAAGAUCUGCCGCCUGACGUAGUGCCUCCAGUGGUAUCAAAUAUGGUAAUGCCACCCUUACCUAAAACAGAGUUCUUAGAUUUUCAUGAAUAUCAUGAAACUAUGUACCCUCUUCUGAUGUUGGAAUUAUGGAGUGGUGUUUCCAGGGAAUAUAAUACUCGUAUGAAUAAUUCAAGGAAUAAUUUAAUCAUGGCUGUGGAUAAGGCCUCCUCAGCCCCAGUUUUCUCAAGACCUGAAAGAAUGUUGACAACAUUAAGCUGUCAUAUGCUGGUGAAUGACAGACCAGGGCCAGAGCCGCCAAGACUGGGGAAUUUAGUUAUUAUUGAUCUCGCUUUAAAAGAUCCUUGUAACAAGCUUGUAAUAAUUCCUGUGUUUGGAUAUGUCUCCUUUGACGCCAAGGAUCGUCUCAGGAACACGGAUCAAUUUCACAAAGAUCUAGUAUCUCAUUGUCCUAACCCUACAUUCAAGAUACGUUUCAAUUUGCAAAUUAAAGAAAGAAAAAACUUUACUUUUGAAUUGGAAAGACCUAUGAGAAUAAAACAUGUUAAGUAUCUCCGUGGAGAUCUCCGAAUGUUUCAAGCCAUGAAAAACCUUGAAUAUAUGCCUUUGCAGUAUAGUGUAAUUUCACCUCUAGCUGCAAGUGAAGACUUUACUCUGCCUGAUGUUUCCCAGAAAAAAUUAGCAUUUAUUGAACAACUAAAUCCAAUGCAAACGCAAAUAGUUCUUCAAACUGCAGAAGUUUGCCUGCAAGAUAAGCCCAAAAUAUGUCUUAUUCAAGGUCCACCUGGAACGGGCAAAACACAAGUUAUUGAGAGCCUUGUAAUGCAUUUGCUCUACAGAGACAGCAUGUAUACUCGUGCAAACCGAGAGCGGCGUUUGGUGCCUAGAAUUCUACUAUGUGCACCCUCUAACAAUGCAGUUGAUCUUUUAGUUGCUCGUCUACUUAGACGCAGAGCACGAUUCGAAAAAGAGCAUCGUUUCAAAAUGGUUCGUGUUGGCCAGACUCUUCAUGAAGAUGUGAGAGGAGUUUCACUGCAAGAACUUGCGAAUGUUGCGAUGAAACAAGACAGGGCACUUCAUGAUUCACAAGGAGUUGAUAUAGACAUAGGCCAUUUAACAGCUAAAUUGUGUGCAGUAGAAAAUCAAAUCAGAGAUUUACAGAUGAAUUCCAAGCCCGUUCCUGGAGAAAUAACGUUUCGCCAGGCUGAUUUAAUUCGUAGACUCAGAGUUCUAGAAGAAAGGAAGAAGCAGCAACAGCAAGCUUCCAACUCUUCACCAAAGUAUGACUUUGCAUUUGAGCGAGAAACCAAAAAAAAAAUUUUGAGAGGUGCUGAUAUAAUUGGUACUACAUUAAAUUCUUGUGUAAUAAAACUCAUGGAAACUGUUUUUCCACCCACUAGUGCUGGAAAAUAUCAUUUUCAAGUUUGUAUUGUAGAUGAAGCUACCCAAUGCCUUGAGGUAGAAACUUUGAUUCCCCUUCUUCUGGGAGUAAAAACACUAGUUCUUGUUGGAGAUCCUAAUCAAUUACCUGCAACAAUACUGUCCAAGAUUGCUCGUGACAAAGGAUUGAGUACAUCAUUGUUUGCAAGGCUCCAAAAUGUUGUUCCAAAGGCUGUUCAAAUGCUGGACAUGCAAUACAGGAUGCAUCCGGAAAUAUUAAAAUGGCCUAACAAAUAUUUUUAUCAUCGCCGACUGAAAAGUCCAGAAGAAAUUGUGAGUUGUCGAGAUUCAAGAGUUCUUCCUUACUCUGUUCUGAGCCUCCCCUUCCAUCAGGAUUCAAGAGGUGAAUCAAAUUCUGAAGAGGCAAAAUUAGUACUGCAGCUUUCUGAACUAUUAAUUGAUGAAAAGGCCAUACAGCAUGAUUUUAGAGUGGGUAUUGUCACCCCAUACCAGACUCAACGUCGACUCAUCGAGUCAAUGAUAAUGGGAAGAUUACCGAAACUCAAUAAACCAUUGGUAGAAGUCAAUACUAUUGAUAGUUGCCAAGGGCAAGAAAAAGACAUUAUUAUAAUAUCUUGUGUGAGGACAAAUGGAGUUGGAUUCCUGUCAGACAGACAAAGAAUAAAUGUUGCCUUGACCAGAGCCAAAUAUGCCAUGUUUAUAUGUGGAAACUUUUCUUCGUUAGAUAGGGAUUCAAUGUGGAAUAAUCUUCUCACAGAUGCAAGACACAGAAAAUGUUUAAUAGAAGUGCGUAACAAUUACAACAAAGGGGAUCUGUGGAAUCUCAUUUCAAAAAAGUAACUGAAGCAUGUACUGCUGGUUCUUGGAUGGAACAGACCUUGAACUGUAUAUAUAUGGUUGAUUAUUAUUGUUGAAUUUUGAUGCUCAUAAAUUUAUCAUCUUGUAAUGUAAUACUAGCAACUAACAUUGACUCUCAUUGUUUUGUAUUACUCGGUUGAUUUUGCAGUAAGGUCAUUGUUGUUCACUGACUCAAAUUUGUGGAGGGGGUUUAGCAUCUUAAAUUAAUUUAUUCCAUGCCAUUUUUAUGAGUCAUGAUCAUUUUCUUCAUUGAUGAAGGAAGCAAUUUCAUUUGCUUGUGGCAUUAAGAACAAUUUCAUUCAUGGCUAAGCUCACAAUUUUCAAUGACGCUUUUCUUUUUCUCUUAACUUUUUCAAAGGGUUCGUCUUUGAAGCAGUGCUAUUUAUCUACCCCUUUUGUUACGACUUUUUAAUCAUGAGCUUGCUCAAUACAAUUUGACGUAAAGUAGAUAGUUCUCUAUAUUAUCAACUACAAUUUGCUCUUUUUCAUUAAAAGCAUAUCAUGUUGUAGAAACCUCAGCUAAAUCCAUCUCAAGUUUAUUUAGAGAGAAUGUUGUAUUACUUUGCACAGUGUUUCUGUAUGUUGAUGUUGAAUGGUUUAGUGUAAAUAUUUGCUAUGUACUAGUCUGAAAAACUUGUAUUUUUAUACUGGAAUCAAUCUGAAUUUUGUAUUUAUUUCCUUUGUGUAAUAGAAUGUUGUAAAUAUC